AUCCGGAGCCUCAUUCCUCUCUUUCACUGGGCACUGAUUUGAGGUACCCUCUUCAGCUUUUGAGUGUACUGGAGAAUCCAGGUGUCUCUAGAGCCGCCUCUGCAGGUGCCGGGAGAUUUGUAGGGACGACACCGGACAUCCCGGAAGCUGGGAAAUGGGAAUGUUGACAUUCAAGGACGUGUCUAUAGAAUUCUCUAUGGAUGAGUGGGCCUGCCUGAACCCUGCUCAGCAGACUUUGUAUCAGGAUAUCAUGCUAGAGAACUACAGAAACCUGGUCUUCCUUGGCCUAGCUGUCUCUAAACCAGACCUCAUUACCUGUUUGGAGCAAAGCAAAGAACCCUGGAUGGUGAAGAUACACCAGACAGUAGUCAAGCCCCCAGCACCUCUGAAACUAAAGCACCAUUUCUUUCAUCACUCUCAUUCAUGGGAGACACCAACAUCUUUUUGGAAAGACCCUAAAACAAGAAGGAUUAAACCUGAUGAUGCUAUUUUUCUUAUGGGGACAAAGCUGAAGUUAAUAAUUUUACUUGGAUACGCACCAUGCUGUCAAAAAUGGGGUAAAGUCUUUGCUGUAUGUAAUCAUUCCAUCCAGGACCAUUUGCAAGAGGUGGACACAAAUAUUUUAUUCUCAGAGAUGAUCCUGAGAAGAAAUCAAAGCUGUGGCCCUGAGAAUUUAAACUUAACAAAACACUGUGAAAGUGUGUAUGAGUGUAAGCAGCAGAAAGUGUGUUCCAGUGGACUUGACCAAUGUUUAACAGGUGCCUGUGGCAAAGUCCUCCAAUGUAGUAAAUGUUUGCAAGUCUUCAGACAAUUGUCAAGUCUAAAUAAACAUAACACAGUAUAUACUGUAGAGAAAACUUUUAAAUGUAGAAAGUAUGGAAAAACCUCUAACCUAUACUCACACAUUACACAACAUAGGAAAAUUUAUAUUGGAGAAAAACAGUAUAAAUGUAAAGAAGGUAGCAAAGUCUUCAAAUUUUGCUCAAGCCUGUCUAAGCAUAAGAGAUUUCAUACUGUGGAGAAACUCUACAAGUGUGAAAAUUAUGGCAAAUGUCUUAGCCACAGAUCAAAAUAUUGUAACUAUAAAACUAUUGAUACUGCGGGAAAAUCCUACAACGAUAAAGAAUGGGACAAACUUACCAAGCAGUACUCACACCUAUCUGGGCAUCAAAUAAUUCAUUCUGUAGAGAAACCAUACAAAUGUCAAGAAUGUGGCAAAGCCUUUAACCAGUACUCAUACCUUUCUAGACAUAAAAGAAUUCAUUCUGGAGAGAAACCCUACAAAUGUGAAGAAUGUGGCAAAGCCUUUAACCGUAAAUCAGCACUUUCUGUACAUCAGAGAGCUCAUUCUGGAGAGAAACCUUACAAAUGUGCAGAAUGUGGCAAAGCCUUUAAGCAAUACUCACACCUUUCUAAACAUAAAAGAAUUCAUUCUGGAGAGAAACCCUACAAAUGUCAAGAAUGUGGCAAAGCCUUCAACCAGAACUCAAAUCUUUCCGUACAUCAAAGAAUUCACUCUGGAGAGAAACGGUAUAAUUGUCAAGAAUGUGGCAAAGCCUUUAACCAUAAAUCAGCACUUUCUAGACAUCAAAGAGCUCAUUCUGGAGAGAAACCCUACAAAUGUGAAGAAUGUAGCAAAGCUUUUAACCAUAAAUCAGCUCUUUCUAGACAUCAAAGAGCUCAUUCUGGAGAGAAACCCUACAAAUGUGAAGAAUGUGGCAAAGCCUUUAACCAUAAAUCAGCACUUUCUAGACAUCAAAGAGCUCAUUCUGGAGAGAAACCCUACGAAUGUGAAGAAUGUGGCAAAGCCUUCAACCAGUGCUCACACCUUACUAGACAUCAAAUAAUUCAUUUUGGAGAGAAGCCCUACAAAUGUCAAGAAUGUGGCAAAGCCUUUGGCCGAAAAUCAGAACUUUCUGUACAUAAAAGAGUUCAUUCCGGAGGGAAACCCUACAAGUGUCAAGAAUGUGGCAAAGCCUUUAACCACACCUCAGGCCUUUCUAGACAUCAAAGAAUUCAUUCUGGAGAGAAACCCUACAAAUGUCAAGAAUGUGGCAAAGCCUUUAACCGGAACUCACACCUGUCUAGACAUCAAAGAAUUCAUUCUGGAGAGAAACCCUACAAAUGUCAAGAAUGUGGCAAAGCCUUUACCCAAUACUCAACCCUUUCUAGACAUCAAAGAAUUCAUUCUGGAGAGAAACCCUACAAAUGUCAAGAAUGUGGCAAAGCCUUUAACCGGAACUCACUCCUGUCUGUACAUAAAAGAAUUCAUUCUGGAGAGAAACCCUACAUAUGUCAAGAAUGUGGCAAAGCCUUCAACCGGAACUCGCUCCUUUCUAGACAUAAAAGAAUUCAUUCUGGGCUCGCCACCCACAGUUCAGUGGUUAGGGCAUGAGCCACAUAUACCCAGGCAGGUGGGUUCAAACCCUACCCAGGCCUGCUAAACAAUGACAGCAACAACAAUGAAAAAUAGCCAGGCAUUGUGGCGGGUGCCUGUAGUCCCAGCUACUUGGGAUGCUGAGGCUAGAGGAUUGCUUAAGCCCAAGAGUUUGAGGUUGCUGUGAGCUGUGACAUCAUGGCGUCCUACCAAGGGUGACAGGUGACAAAGGGACAAAAAAAAAAAAUCAUUCUGGAGACAAACCCUAGAAAUGUCAAGAAUGUGGCAUAGCCUUUAACCAGAACUCCUAUCUGUCAUCCUCCGUUGAGUCCCCUGGAAUCGUAGCUCCCAGCUACCUCAAACUCUU
Molecule: messenger RNA, 2744 nt
Organism: Nycticebus coucang (slow loris)
Lineage: Eukaryota; Metazoa; Chordata; Mammalia; Primates; Lorisidae
Product: zinc finger protein 724-like
Exons: 5
Coding region: 155-2395 (746 amino acids)
Biological process (GO): regulation of transcription by RNA polymerase II
Cellular component (GO): nucleus
Molecular function (GO): DNA-binding transcription factor activity; RNA polymerase II cis-regulatory region sequence-specific DNA binding
Source: RefSeq, a predicted model, not a curated record